ACCAUCACCAUCCUCACCGUCAUCGUCAUCAUCCCAGGUUGAAGCGAACAUCCUCUCGCUCGCUCUGAAAACUGCCCCUUCCUCUUCCUCUUCUUCGUCGCCCGUCGCCGUCGAAGACAAAGGGGCGGCGGGGAGAGGAAGAAAGAAGAUACGAUGAAGAAACGUUACGUGGACGCGAGCAGGCUCCGAAAGAUGAAGAAAUUGAAAAUAAGCGAGAGGCUAUCUGAAAGUGCAUACACAUUCCUGAAGUUUAUGGCCAUGUGGAUGUUGGUGCUGCUGGCAGAUUUUCUUUUGGAAUUUCGUCUGGAAUAUCUGUGGCCAUGCUGGCUCUUUUUUGGGAGUGUGUACACAACGUUCCAUUGCCAUGGACUGGUAAUUUGUGUGGUUUUUGUGUGUGCUGCCUUCACACUUGACAUCUUUUGUUUGAUUUUUGUUCCUUUGCACUGGCUCUUUUUUGUGGCCAGCACCUAUGUCGUAUUCAAUUAUAUUUGGCACACAGAGAAGGGCAUCUGUAUCUCCACUGUGUCCCUGUGGAUUCUUCUUGUAUACACAGAGGCUUCGCUCCGACUCAAAGACCUCAAAACCUCUCAUGCCAACCUUUCUCAUCUUUUUGCAGCUCACUGCAUUGGAUACCCGGUGGUAUAUCUGGGCUUUGACGCCACCUGCUACUUCACCAACAUUUUCAAGCUGCGCAUCCAGAAAGCAGUGCAGAGUGACAAUGACUUUCACAUGCACCUGCUGCAACAUUCGCUUCCACCGGGUUUGUCACUUUACCCCAAGAUGGCGCCUGACAUUGGCCCCUCCAAAUGGAAGUCAAAGACUGAGACCACUCAGUACCUGUGUCAAAACGGAGCUGUUGUCCCCCAAGACGAGUCCCACACCGUAGACUGCCUCCAAAUCCAUAGCGAGGAGCGAGCGCCCGAGAAGGCGACGCAGGAAGUCCGCUCAGCCGAGCCAAGCCGUAAACCAUUGUUGUCCAAAGGCAGCUCGAGUGAGUCCAGAGUGUCGAUCCACAGCUGUUCACCUGGACCAGAAUCCUCCACGACCUCAGAAAAACUACCUCAGGAGGAGCAGGCCAGCAAAGCUUCACGUGUAGUGAAGAACUCCUCACCCAAAGUCCGGGGCACAAACACGGCUACACCUUCACCACCUGCAAGCAGGACAGAGAAGAAACAGCGAAAAACAGUUAGCCCGAACCGGGAAGGAGCGGACAAAAGUUCGAUCGUGGCUCAGAAUCAGCAUGCUGAGCAGCUCAGCAGGCUGGAGCAAGAGCUGCGGAAGUUGAGAGGCGAGCUGCAGGUGAGCCGACACAGCGAGCAGGAGCUAAGGAGUCACAUCUGCAACCUCACCAACAGCGAGAGAAGCCUAAGGCCCGAAGUGGCCCUGCUGCGACAGUCCAACAUGCUGCUGCAGGGCAAGAUCAUGUGCUUGAGCAAAACCAAACAGCGGGACAAGCAGACCAGUGCCAUGCUGGAGAAGAAGACACGGGCAGAGACAGAGGCGAGGCUCUCGCUGGAAAGGCAAGUGGCCGAGCUUCAGGCUCACAGACCCGAAGACGGGGCCAGCGCGGCAAGGACCAUGACCACCAGCAGGCAAGAAAACAGUGAAAGCCAAAUGCUAAGGAAGCGGGUUAAAGAUCUCGAGGCGGACUACAAACAUCUACAGCUGCAGAAUCAAGUUAAAGAGAGCCGUGUACUUGAUCUAGAAAGUGAAGUAGAGUCUUUAGGAAAGUACCGCGGAGUGGAAAAGGACACAGAAAUGCUGCUGUCCACUCUGUCAGCCCUUCAGGACAAGGCUCAGCAUCUGGAGUACAACCUGAGCGCGGAGACGCGCAUCAAGCUCGACCUCUUCUCAGCACUUGGCGAUGCCCGAAGACAGCUGGAGAUCGCUCAAGAUAAGCUUCUGAGGCAGGACAAGGAAAUCAGCGGCAUGAAGCAGAAGAUCGCCGAGGUCAUGGCGGUCAGCCCCGCCGUGUCCUACGUGGCCCCCCGGCCUCCCGUGCCUCAGUACCUCACCAAACUGCUCGGCUCAGAGCGCUACAUGCUUAACCCACGUACCCUCAUGUACCAGUGUCUGAAGAAGUAGACUGGAGGGCUCGGCGGGAAGGAAUGUCGGCAUUUGUCUGCUUCCGGACACGAAGCAACCCCUCACUCGACAACAGGCCUUUGGAUUGCGCCACCGGUAAUAACGUAACAUCUCGUUCAACGGUUUAAUCCACUAAACAUCCGUCGACGAUGCCAUUUCAGUACGGUUGGAUCUUGACUUUUAUAUCAUUCCAUGCUUUUUUAUGUAACUCAGCUCAUGUUUUGAAUGAUUUACUACUUUAGUACAGUGGGACAACAACAGCGAUAUCAUCUGCUUAUUUUUAAAAGCAGUCACUAUCUUUCCUAGAAAGAAGAAAUUUAGCAAAAAGACAUCAUAAACAAACAAACAAAAAAAAAAAGCACAAAAUGUCAACUUAUGGUGGUGUUGUGAAGUUUGCUGUCGCCUUCUAGUGGCGAAUUGCCUGAAGCUCACCCAAAUAUAGGUCACAUUUUGCUUAUAACACAAAUUUGAGAGAUAAAAAUGGAUCUUUUUUAAGUCAGGCCUCAACUGUUAAGGCCAUCUGACAUAUUAAAACAAGUUAACUUAAUGAAAAGCACAACAAUCUUGCGAAUGUUAAAAUCAAUGAAAUUAUGAUGGAAACAAGAAUAUAUGAAAAGAUUUAACAGAUAUAAAGCAUUUUUACAUACAAUCACUUUUAGGCGCAAAGUGUUAUCUGUAUUAUUUCAGGAUUUUAUGACGAACAUUUUGAUUAACGUAACUAGUUUUAAACAAAACUAUUAUUUUUGUGUUCUUAAACUUUGACAACAUUUAAAGGGAUCCACGGACAGAAAGAUUUGUAGUUAUUAAAAGAUAAAUGUUAAUAUGAGUGAAAGUAAUUUGAUAUUGAAACGCCUCGAUGUUUUCGUUUUUAUACAAUUUGUAAAAUUAGUUUAACUAGUAGGUCGCCAUUGUUGUUGACUUCCCAGGGCGGUGACGUCACAUAGUUACGCUGCCGGGCUUCCAGAGUUCGACUUUUGCGACAUAACAUGUGAUCUGUUCAACCCUUUCAAUUAGAACUCGAGAGGAAUAUUAAUGAGCAUGACCGCACUGUCGAUAUCUCACAAAACGAGCAGCAAAAGCAAAAUGAACAGGAAAGACGGGAUGAGACAAAAGUAGGGGGGGAAAAAACCUUGUUCUGCCAAAAUCUCCUACACCGGCGAAAUGUCAUACAAGAGGGCAAUUUGACACCCAAAGUACUACCCUGCGCUUUCAGCUUGUUUUGUUUACCUAUAUACAGGAAGAACAUACUAAAGAUGCCUUAAGAAAAUACUUCAAUGUAGUCAUAUCAAAUAAGGGUGUUUUAAAUAUGCUACUUGACUAAAGUGAUCCCUCGUUGCUUCGCGCUUCAAACUUUUUUUUUUUUUUUCCAAUUAAAAAAAAAAGAUAAAUAAUUACAGAUGAGCUCUCCGGAGCCGAUCGCCAAGUCUCAUGCUCGCUCCCUCCUUCCCUCUCCCUGCUCUUUGUUCAUCAGGGAGUGAACUGGAGUUGCUUAUUAAAGUAAACGAUGAUUGACAAACAAUUAAGCUUUGAUCUUGCCAGAGACUCGACCUUCAAAGGGCCACAUGUGUCAAUCAUCAUUUAACUUGUUAAACAGUUGCUAUGGCAACUCAUUGUGUUUAAGGGGACAGUUGGAGCACAUUUGAGUGGACACUCAAUGAAACAUUCAAUCAAGACAAGCAUUUUUUCCCUUUUUUAAAAUGGAUUGGGCAUCUUUUUUUCGUGUUUAAAAAUAAUUCUGUGGGACAGUCACAUGUUUGAAACUUAUUAUAAUCAUUACAUUUAAAGUGCUUAAAAACCAUUUGUCAAAAUAUAUAAAUAUACACAUGAAAUUUUUUUAAUUAUACAUUGGGGUAAAAGGUAAAAAAAUAUCUUAUAUGUAUCCCUUUCUAAUUAUAGAU
Messenger RNA from Corythoichthys intestinalis (scribbled pipefish), 3983 nucleotides. RefSeq names its product macoilin-1. Gene Ontology annotation, biological process: neuronal signal transduction. Bases 154 to 2085 code for a protein of 643 amino acids. NCBI's taxonomy places the organism in Eukaryota, Metazoa, Chordata, Actinopteri, Syngnathiformes, Syngnathidae. The transcript is spliced from 11 exons. The record is from RefSeq and is a predicted model, not a curated record. Gene Ontology annotation, cellular component: rough endoplasmic reticulum membrane.